This is a messenger RNA of Ctenocephalides felis (cat flea), 1358 nucleotides long. Its product is annotated as leucine-rich repeat protein 1-like. Lineage: Eukaryota; Metazoa; Arthropoda; Insecta; Siphonaptera; Pulicidae. The transcript has a single exon. Gene Ontology annotation, molecular function: protein binding. Bases 116 to 1357 code for a protein of 413 amino acids. The record is from RefSeq and is a predicted model, not a curated record.
AAAUGAAAAUUGCAUGUAUUUUGUUAGGUUAUCUUAAGAAAUAAUUUAUAAAGCAUAAGUUUUAUUGAAACUACUUUUUAUAAAUGAAUAGACAGUGCUAAAAAAAUUAAACAAAAUGAAAAUAUUUUGUGACAUUCAAAUCGUCAAUCGCCUCGCUAAUGCAAAUACCCAAAGUCGUUCCCAAAAAUCAACUUUAGCAAUAGGAGCAGGACUAAAAGAUGAUAAACAAGUAUUUCUACUACAUUUUACAAACACAAAUAAAUCAGGUACAAAAUAUAAUUUAAAAGACAAUCUAGAACAAGUAUUCUGCAAGUUCGUUAAUGAAGGAAAAGCAACUAUACGUUUAAAAACACCCCCUCAAGAUAUUUGUAUAAAAUGCGAUGCUACCCAACUAAAGGGAUUUUUAACAACUCUCAAAUGCAGCCUUAGUGGUGAGGUGCCAAAAAAAACCUUAGCACUUUCUAAUAUAUCUGCAACUUCGAUAACCAAGAAAAUGCAACCAAUUUUAAAACUGAACAUUACGAGCAGGGCUCAAUAUCCAACAAAAGGUUUUCCUAGAACUCUACAAACAUUAAUCAUAUCAGGAUUAAAAUUAGAAAGAUUUGAGACACAGAUAAUACAAUUAAGGUCAUUGCACACAUUAGACCUAUCUGAUAAUUGCCUAAAAGUAUUACCCCGAAGUUUAGGAAGUUUGUCGAAUUUAACAUCUUUAAGUUUAAGUGGUAAUAGCUUAUAUAUAUCUAAGUUAAAUGAAUGGCAAUGGCUAGACGAAAUGCCUAUUAGAAAUUCUUUAAAAACAUUGCAAUUAUCAAAUAAUAAUUUAUCAGUUUUACCAGAUAAUAUUGUGCAAUUGCAUAAUAUAGAAACACUAAGAGUUGAUAAUAAUAAGUUGAGGAUUCUGCCUGAUGGAAUGAAUAGAAUGAGAAAACUGCAAUAUCUUUUUAUACAAGUAAACAAAUUAAAAUUUUUACCACAAACAUUAUUCAAAAGAAAACUAGCAAAUGUGGAUAUAAGCUCAAAUUGUUUUGAAAAGAAAAUGUAUAUUCACGGUGGUGAAUUCAAAAAUCAAAUUUCUUUAGUUGAACUGAGUGCACGAACGAUACUCAAAUAUGAUAUAAAAUAUUCACCUAUUCUAAUUCCAAGGACUAUGUGUAAAUAUUUAGAUAGAUCUACAGAAUGCAUGUGUUCUAGAAAGAUUGUUGAUGUAUAUUGUUCUGUUGUUACAUCGACAAUAGAUAGGCUUGCUGAAUCUGUAGCAUUUGAUGCAUCAACAGCAGAUAGGCGUAUGCCUGUAAAAUUAGAUAUUUGCUCUCAAAAAUGUUUCGAACCAUUUGCAGAAAUACCGAAAAAUGAAUGAA